AUGAAUUUGUCUCAAACAACAACGCCAGCUACUGUAACACUCGGUCAGUCUUGUCCAGCGGCCUCAGCGAUUAUUCAGUGUUGUCCAGCAGUCACGACGAUGGUUCAGUCGGCUUCCGUGGUUAAAACGGUGAUUCAACCAUGCCCAAAGGCCACAACGGUGCUUUCAUCAAUCAAAACAACACUUUUGAAUGGCCCUCAACAAGCAUUGCUGCAAGAGGGAGUAAAUUGCGCCACAGUGCAGUCAUUCCCAGUUGUAACAGCAGCGGCUCCCACAGUACCGCAAGGCUCCACUCACCUUCUGCCGAAUGCCUGGAAUGGUCAGGCGGUUGCUUAUCCACCAGUGACCACGUAUGCUGUGUCUUCCAAUUUUCUUCCAAAUGCUGCUGGUCAGGAAAUAGUGGUGCCUCAAAAUGGACAAGGCAGGAAUGCAGCGGGUGCCUAUGUUGUGCAGCAAGCAGCUCCGUAUAAUAAUACAACCCUCUAUACUCAACAAGCUCCCGCUGUGGCCAAUGAGCAUCAUUUCCAGAAUGUGCUUCCGGCGUACUACGUCGGAAAGCAGCCGCCUGAAGAUCCUUCAGCCGUUCCGCCAGAUGGUUAG
Gongylonema pulchrum is the source of this 600-nucleotide messenger RNA. Lineage: Eukaryota; Metazoa; Nematoda; Chromadorea; Rhabditida; Gongylonematidae. The record is from the annotation of a GenBank genome assembly.